This is a messenger RNA of Cotesia congregata, 1149 nucleotides long. The record is from the annotation of a GenBank genome assembly. Lineage: Eukaryota; Metazoa; Arthropoda; Insecta; Hymenoptera; Braconidae.
UGUAAAAGGAUAAUGGAGUUUACUAGAAGCUUUUGGGUACAAAGUUGCAGCUCAGGAAGACGAGGAGUGUGUUCAACAGUAAUAAUCCUUGGAUUAUUGAUAAGCUCGGCAUUGCUGGCCUACACCGCGUUCGGACCCAAGAAAGACAAUCGUUCUAUUCGCCAGAUAGCUAUUGAUGGCAUGAUGCAACUGUACGAACUAGGAGAUUGGAUAAGAUCAGAAUACGACCUGAUAAUUGGUGCUAAAUAUGACUCUUCAUCAGCUUUCAUCCGCAGCAGCUACGCAGACCGCUGUAUAAUGUCCGCUCAAGCUCUCCUGGCAGCUUUGUACCGUCCCGAACCAGGGGACAAUUUUAUUGAAGACUUGCCAUGGAGACCAGUGCCUGUACAUUCCAUUCCUAGGGAUUUUGAUAAGUUAAUUACUGUGAAGUAUCGGUGCCCGAAAUUAGAGUACGCAUUAAAAGAAGCCUAUGUUAAUGAAUCUAUUAAAACCGGCAAGCAAAUGGCUUCUUAUUUUAAUGAAUUGUCUUAUUAUACUGGAAAAAAAAUAUCUACUAUUACUGAUGUUGAGUUUUUGUACAAUACUCUUGAAAUUGAGGCAAAUCAUGGGCUAGAAUUGCCAGAAUGGACAAAAAAAUUCUACAAUGAAGAAAUGAGAAGAAUAGCAGCACGUUCAUUGGCUCUCUUCACGAGUAAUACCUUACAACAGCGCCUCCGUGGUGGACCAUUAUUGAAAGAAAUAACCAACAACAUGAUGUCUGCGCGAAACGGCCAUGAUAAGAUAAAAUUAUAUUUGUACUCAGCACAUGAUAUCACCCUGGUUAACGUUUUACGCGCUAUGGGAUUUACUAAUGAAUUAUUCAAGCCAGAUUAUGGCGCGGCGUUAAUUUUUGAGCUUGUUCUCUCAGAGUAUGUCGAAGAAAAUAAUCUCGAGCUCAAUGUCAAAGUUAAAUAUUUGAACAACACUGAAAUUUAUGAACCGACGACGUUAGAGAUACCUCACUGCAAAGAGCCGUGUAAAUUAGUGGAUUUAUUACGGGUUUGGAAAGAUGUUUUGCCCGUCGAUUGGGAUUCCGAGUGUUUAGUCGACUGUCAUUUUUUGGGCUUUUGCAAUUUUAAAAAAAUAUUUUUUUGUACUAAUUUAAUUUAA